Molecule: messenger RNA, 4624 nt
Organism: Amblyraja radiata (thorny skate)
Lineage: Eukaryota; Metazoa; Chordata; Chondrichthyes; Rajiformes; Rajidae
Gene: abraxas2
Product: abraxas 2, BRISC complex subunit
Exons: 9
Coding region: 58-1284 (408 amino acids)
Biological process (GO): attachment of spindle microtubules to kinetochore; mitotic spindle assembly; protein K63-linked deubiquitination
Cellular component (GO): nucleus
Molecular function (GO): microtubule binding; polyubiquitin modification-dependent protein binding
Source: RefSeq, a predicted model, not a curated record
UGAGCGUGAAACGGAAGUGCCCGUGACGCGGGGCGGGGGUGGGAAGGCUGGAAAAAGAUGGCCGCCUCCGUCUCGGGCUACACUUUCAGUUCUCUGGUCUAUCAUCACGCAAACAGCCCCUCGGACCACGAAGGAUUCCUUUUGGGUGAUGUAAAACAACUUGAGACUUUCAGUAUUAGUGAUUCACAUAUCAGCAACACGGAGCUGCUGCAAGUUAUAGAAAUCCAUAAUCAUGAGCCUGGUUAUCAACUCUUUAGUUUUUAUGACUAUGCAGGAAGGGUUGAUGAAGAGAGUCUGGAUAGAAUCCUCAAAGGAAGGAGGAAAAAUGUUAUUGGCUGGUACAGAUUUAGAAGGAAUACACUGCAGCAGAUGUCCUACAGAGAGCACAUUAUCCAUAAGCAGUUGACAAACAUCCUUGGAGUGCCUGAUCUAGUCUUCCUUCUGUUUAGUUUCAUCUCCACAGCAAACAACUCAACGCAUGCUUUGGAAUAUGUGUUGUUUAGACCCAGUCGCCGGUAUGAUCAGCGAGUUUCACUCACAAUUCCCAAUUUGGGGAACACUAGUCAGCAAGAAUACAAGAGUUCCUCAGUGCCAAACACAUCCUGGAAUUAUGACAAAGUGGUAACGGAACACGGCGCUGAGUUCUUUGACAAAGAUGGAGUGAUUAAAGAUAUCAGGGCCAUUUAUCAGGUGUACAAUGCACUUCAAGAAAAACUGCAAACAGUAUGUGGAGAAGUGGAAAAGAGUGAACAAACAGUUGAAAGUUAUCUUCUAGAAGUGGAUAAACUGAAGAAACAAAUAGCACGCAGGAAAAGAGAGAUUGAAGAGGAAAAGAAACUUCAAGAAGCUGCAAUGAAUAGAGGAAUAGCUGAAGAAAAUUCAGUUCAUGUGCUUAAUCUGAGGACCAGUCCUGGACAAGUAAUGGAAGUACAAAUGCAAGAAAGUUUGGACACUACUAAUGCUCUGUUGCCUAAUUCUGAUCUAUCUGAUAUCACUGCUAGGGGCAAUAUGCAGGUGAUGAGUAGCGUUUAUGUGCCUCGGUUACAGGGUGUGGGUUCUGCUGGCAAAGCUUCAGCAAGCACAAGUGCUCAAAACUACUAUGGAAGCCAAAUGGGGAGUCCCCAGUCUCAAAUAGCACAUGGAGUUACUGUUAAUAACGAAGAGGACAAUUAUGAAAGCUUGCACGAACCUUCAGAAACGUCUGACAGUGAAUACACUGCAUUAGGCGAAAUGUGUCCGAAUUCACAUCCAAAUGAAGAUACAAAUCAAACAUCACAAAUAUAACAGACUCUUGUGGCACUAAUUUUGUGAUGCGCAUUAAUUUUGAAGGAAGUGAGAAAAGAUAGUUUCAGGCCAAGCAAUUGAAUCAAUGCGUAACAGGAAGGCUUCUGUGUGCAGAAAACGUUGAUAUCCUACUUGGAUGUUUAUUGCCUUGUGCAAAGUCUGAUUUCAGAUAAAUGGGAUGUAGGUUUUUUUCUGUACUCUUUAGAAAGGUUCAUGUGUUACAGCCAAAAAUUGCUUCCAAAGGCACAAUACCUACUGUAGACACACAAUGGUAGCACCAGAUUUUAAGUGGUAUCACAGACUUAAAACCAAUUGCUGCUGGGUGUGGUAUCUAAUGAAGUCUUUUAAUUUGACAAUACCAUACUACUUGCACUAUUUUGUUUUUUGCCUUUUUAUUUGCAGGUUCACAAAAGGGAACAUUGUCGGCGGCCUUCAGAAAUCAAAUUCCCCAGUAGGAGCCAAAUUAGUGCUUGUUCAAAUCUUUGUUACCUAAAUGGAACGGAGAUUGAUUAUAUAAUUGCUUUAGAUUGCACGUUGUAAGAUUAUCUGUGACUAGGACUGUAAUAUUUGUACAAUUUGAAAUUUUGUAGUGUAAUGUAUUACUGCACCUAACAAUUCAGUCCUUUUUUUUUUACAAAAAAAGGAAAUGUAAUCCAAAACAGCUUUGAUUUCUUCAAUUAUGUGCCUGACUGGUAGUAUAGCAAAAUUUGUAUAUAUAAAAAAAAUAAUCUGCUCACUGCUCCUGUUUACUAGAAUUAUUGCUAUAUUCCUUUUUGGGUGCUAUAAUUUUUUUUCAAUUCUGUUUCCAAAUUUUAGCCUGGAAUUUUUUAAUUGAUCUGAGGAAAUGGUUCAGUAUGUAAAAGAUAGCCAUCAAGAUUGUUAAUUGGGUCAAUCUGAGUUAAAGGAAUAUUUUGGGGAUAACACAAAGAACUCUUAGAGGAGAAAAAUUGCAGGAAUUAACAAUUUAAAUUUAACAGCUUUUGAAUAUUCCCAAUGCGGGGCUAAAAUGUCAAAAUCUCAUUAAAUGUAUUGACUUUGGGUUAGGUGUCAAAUCUUUGGGUGACAAUCUUUUGUACAAACUGAGACAAAGUAUUUGUGUACAACUUGUUUUUGUGCUAAAUUUGCUAUUCGCGGGGUGCUUUUACAUUAGGUGAUGUACCCAAUCCUGUACUCAGGAAUUCUGUGUGUGUGUAUGUAAAAUGAAUGUCAUGCAUUCUUUCAGAUUAAAAGUAAAUGUAUAGACUCCCCACUCCGAGUUGCAGCCUGAAGGUAUCCACAAUGAUAGAUUUUUGAUCAGGUUUUACCUACAAUUCAACUUUUUAAAAGUUUGGUAACAGAAAAGCACUUUGUCCCAGUUUUUUGUUUAACCUGUCAAUUUCAAAAAUUGUGUAUAAUACCAAAUACCCUGCAAUUUUACAGUAUCAUAUUUGGUUUGAUGCACUCAACAACAAAACAAAUCGUUUUUUUACGAGGAAAGCAAGUAUUCUAUUUUGUCUGGCUCUUGAAAACAUUUUGUGUAAUCAGACAAUGUUUAGAUUUUGCAAGUAUAUGAAUACUGUUCUUGCCAUCAAAUGGAUGAUUGACAAUUUGCACAAAUUAAUUAAACUUACUAUCUGCAGUUUUAAAUUUGUUAAUUACCAUUUACAAAUACCCUUCAUAGAACUUGUCAGAUACAUUACCUGAAAUUGGACAACAAUAGACCUAUUAACAUCAAUAUUAAGAUAAAUGUCUCUGUUAAAAGUAAAAUUAUCAGCUGUUACAGCACAGAAGAAAAUUAAUGUAGUGCCAAACUUCACUUUGGAGGGGAAAAAAUCAAUUAUAAAAUUAAUGGAUAUCUGAAAAUGUAUUGAGUUGCAGAGACACUAUGAUGCUUAUCAGAAUAGCGUUAAAUUGCUUUAUCCAAUAUAAAUUUCUUCCACUAUUAAAUGAAAAACCGGCACCAUAAUCAUGGCUUUAGAACGCCACUGGUUAGUAGCUGUGGAAGUGGUACAAUUAUGCUUUUUUUCUUGAGUAUUCUGAGAAGAUAAUGUUCCCUGUUAGAAGUCCGAGAGCUAUUGUGAGUUAAUCUGCAGACAUGGAAUAGUGUUAUGCUGUCAUUGCAUACAAACACUUCCAUCGGCACCAUUGUCCCAAAAUGUGGCAUUACAACUUCAAUUUCUAUUUACAGAAUUUUAUAUCGCAAUUAGCAUAGGACUUUAAGUUAAACUUCUAUUAUGCUCUCAUAAUUUGAAAUUACUGCAUUCUCUGGUCAUAAAUUUAAUAUAAUACUUUGAUUGUACCAACAUUUUUUCAGCAUUUGCCAGCCACAUAAUCUGCAAAUGUGUUUGACUCAUUGAAGUUUGGAAAGCCAAACCUUGUGUAGACAGUAACAAAAAUGUAAUGACUAACAGUCUAACCUCGUCUUAAAUAAGCUAGAGGAGAUAUAUAGAAUUAUUUGGUAACUGAUCAUCAUGCAACAUGUUCUUGUUUCUGCAUUAUUACUGAAGUUUUAAACACAACUUCUUUUGUGGCCAUGUGCAGUGCCAGCUGUUUUACACAUUUUGGAUGGAAUGUUUGGGCUAUAUUUUCAGUACUCUCUUGUGGGGUACAUUGGAUUGUAGUAUGAUUGAUAUCCGGUGAAAUUUUUGUUAAAAUCAAUUGUCUCAAUAUACAAGAAUUACAUGCCACUGUCUAACCACUUUCAGUUCAAGCCUGUCUUCCCAAGGAACUACUUUUCAUGAAGUUGCACACGACGUUUCACAAAGCAACAGUGAUUCUUCAUGACCAAAUCUUUUUCAAAAUUUAACUCCAUACUGGUUUUAAAUAUACUAGUGUAAUAUUCAAAUAAUUUAUGGCAAUAGUGCCAUAAGGGGGGAGAUAACAGUUGAAUAUUUGUCCAUUUAAUAUCUUUCAAAGAAUUCCAUUAAUUGUUGACCCAGCCUGUGGUACAGAAUUGCAAGGUAGCUGAUGACAGUGAUGGCACUAUCAUCCUAAUGACUACAUCACUAGAGAGGGGAGGUAAUUGAUGACCUAAUCUACUUGGUCUUGAAUACCAGUGUUGGUAUUUGUAGAAUGUGCUUAGAUUUAGAUUGAUUUUGAAAUAUAAAGUAUUCACUGGCAGAUUAGAAAGUUAGUGAACAAACAUUAGCAUUGCACUGUCAAUUAAGUAUUUGGAGUUGGCAAGUUAGUGCUAAAUGGAAAUCUAGAAAGUAUGAAUAUGCAGUUAUUUAGUAUGCAUAUACCCAAAAUAUUGUAUGGAAAGUCUGUAAAAUGAGUGACAAAGAAAGCAUCAUAAUAGAUAUUAUCUUCCCUGUCCUUGGAAAUAAACUAUUGAAAAUUAAAAAAAAGUGUGAAAUAGUGA